This is a messenger RNA of Manihot esculenta (cassava), 1261 nucleotides long. RefSeq lists its product as uncharacterized. Lineage: Eukaryota; Viridiplantae; Streptophyta; Magnoliopsida; Malpighiales; Euphorbiaceae. Bases 75 to 479 code for a protein of 134 amino acids. The record is from RefSeq and is a predicted model, not a curated record. The transcript has 2 exons.
GCUUCGACAACCGCGAGUCAAAAAUUGGCGCCGUUGCCGGGGAAUUGAUUUCACUUGUUUGUUUGUUUUUUUUCAUGACCAGAUCUGAACACAGGGACACACUGCCCUUUGAUCCAGAAAUUGAACUCACUCUCAGAAGACUUAGAAAGCAAGCCGCAGAAGCUUCAUCUGAAGCAACCGAAUUUUACCAACAAGCUGCACCAAUGGCUGAACCUAUUCCACAAGAUGCUGCCCCAAAUGGACUUGCUAUCCAGAACCAAAUAGUCCAAGAAAAUCCAGCAAAUAGGCCUCAAGAACAAAGAGAAAGAACUAUGGGAGAAUUGGCAACCCCUGUAGGUGACUAUGCACCACUUUGCAUCACCUACCCACCUCUGACAGUUCCCUUUGAACUGAAGACAGAAAAUAGUGUAAAAGGACAAUUUGGAGAAAAUUUCCCUAAAACUGCCUUAUUGGAGCAAAGAAUGAGGAAAGGAUUUUGAAGCUUAAAUAUUCAAGUUUCUGGGCCCACUUAUGGAUCAGCCCAUUCCCGCACCACCUUGCACUCAUGGCCCGCGCUGCAAUCAAUUCCAGCAAAUGAAACAAACUCUCCUCACGUGAUCAAGCUCGCACCGCCACUCGCAAUUCCCGCACGUUCAUCUCCAGCGAAUGGACCAAGCACAAGUCUUCAACCUUCACCUGCACAUGGGCCCCGCCAGAGCAACACUCACGUCCAUCCUCAGCGCACCGUGGACCACCCCAAAGCACGCACAUGGGCCCCGCCUCAUCAUCACUCACGAAGCCCAUUUCCGCUUGUGGACGCCCAUUCUUACGCGUGGACCGCGCAAUCAAGGCCAUGCACACGGACAGCCCGUGGACCGCGCCUUCUCUAAUUCUCCCGCAUUUGGGCCCACUCCGUCUUGCACAUGACCAAGCUCAAUUCACGCACGUCACAGCCCACUCACGCACACGGACCCGCGCUUCAUCACCGCACCAUGGACCAGCGCGCACACCAAACACGCACAACUCUCGCACAUGGGCAUGUGCACGCGUGGACAGCGUUUAGGGCAUCUCUCCAGCUCUAUUUAAAGAGCUCUUCAGUGGACGGACAAAUUCACAAUUCCAGAAUUCCUCAAAUCGGCAAAUUCCGCAGGGAGACAGAAUUCAAGAUUUCAAUUUCGGUUCUUUUCUUUUCCUUUUAAUUUUCUGUUUUUAAAUUAGCCUAAUUUUUUAAUUCUAGUUGAGGAUUGGUUGAAACUAAGGUUGUUUAAUGGGCUGUGAGAUC